Ogataea philodendri is the source of this 2493-nucleotide messenger RNA. RefSeq lists its product as uncharacterized. The coding region runs from base 1 to 2493 and encodes 830 amino acids. Gene Ontology annotation, biological process: translational elongation. The transcript has a single exon. Lineage: Eukaryota; Fungi; Ascomycota; Pichiomycetes; Pichiales; Pichiaceae. Gene Ontology annotation, cellular component: cytosol; ribonucleoprotein complex. Gene Ontology annotation, molecular function: translation elongation factor activity; GTPase activity; GTP binding. The record is from RefSeq and is a predicted model, not a curated record.
AUGGACAAGGUUACGAAUGUUCGUAACAUGUCCGUUAUCGCUCACGUCGAUCACGGAAAAUCGACUCUUACUGACUCUCUUGUGCAGAGAGCCGGUAUCAUUUCUGCUGCUAAGGCCGGUGAGGCCAGAUUCACCGAUACCAGAAAAGAUGAACAGGAGAGAGGUAUUACCAUCAAGUCUACCGCCAUCUCCCUUUUCUCUGAGAUGGAGGACGAGGAUGUCAAGGAGAUCAAGCAAAAGACCGAGGGCAACAAGUUCUUGAUCAACUUGAUCGAUUCGCCAGGUCACGUUGACUUCUCUUCUGAAGUUACUGCCGCCUUGAGAGUUACCGACGGUGCUUUGGUCGUUGUUGACUGUGUUGAGGGUGUGUGUGUCCAGACCGAGACUGUGUUGAGACAAUCUCUUGGUGAGAGAAUUAAGCCAGUUGUUGUUAUCAACAAGGUUGACAGAGCUAUGUUGGAGUUGCAAAUCUCCAAGGAGGAGCUUUACCAGUCUUUCUCCAGAACUGUCGAGUCCGUUAACGUCAUCAUCUCUACCUACGUCGAGCCAGUCCUUGGUGACGUCCAGGUUUACCCAGAGAAGGGUACCGUUGCUUUCGGUUCCGGUUUGCACGGUUGGGCCUUCACUGUCAGACAAUUCGCCAUCAGAUACUCCAAGAAAUUCGGUGUUGACAGAGCCAAGAUGAUGGAGAGAUUGUGGGGUGACUCUUACUUCAACCCAAAGACCAAGAAGUGGUCUAACAAGGACAAAGAUGCCUCUGGAAAACCAUUGGAGAGAGCUUUCAACAUGUUCGUGCUCGACCCUAUUUUCAGACUUUUCUCUGCUAUCAUGAACUUCAAGAAGGACGAGAUCCCAACUUUGUUGGAGAAGCUUGAGGUUUCUUUGAAGGGUGAUGAGAAGGACCUCGAGGGUAAGGCUCUCUUGAAGGUUGUCAUGAGAAAAUUCUUGCCAGCUGCUGACGCUUUGCUUGAGAUGAUUAUUAUCCACUUGCCAUCUCCAGUUACUGCUCAAUUCUACAGAGCUGAGACCUUGUACGAGGGUCCAUCUGACGACGCCUCUUGUUUGGCCAUCAAGAACUGUGACCCUAACGCUGACUUGAUGCUUUACGUGUCUAAGAUGGUUCCAACCUCUGAUAAGGGUAGAUUCUACGCUUUCGGUAGAGUUUUCGCCGGUACCGUCAAGUCUGGUAUGAAGGUUAGAAUCCAAGGUCCUAACUACGUUCCAGGUAAGAAGGACGAUUUGUUCAUCAAGGCUAUCCAAAGAACCGUUCUUAUGAUGGGAAGAUUCGUUGAGGCUAUUGACGACUGUCCAGCUGGUAACAUUGUUGGUUUGGUUGGUAUUGACCAGUUCUUGCUCAAAUCUGGUACUUUGACCACCAACGAGGCUUCUCACAACAUGAAGGUCAUGAAGUUCUCUGUCUCCCCAGUUGUGGAGGUUGCCGUUGAGGUUAAGAACGGUAACGAUCUUCCAAAGUUGGUUGAGGGUCUUAAGAGACUGUCCAAGUCCGACCCAUGUGUUGUGACUUCUAUUUCUGAGUCUGGUGAGCACAUUGUUGCUGCCACUGGUGAGUUGCACUUGGAGAUUUGUUUGAGUGACUUGGAGAACGACCACGCCGGUGUUCCACUGAGAAUCUCUCCUCCAGUUGUUUCUUACAGAGAGACCGUUGAGGCUGAGUCCAGAAUCGUCGCUUUGUCCAAGUCUCCAAACAAGCACAACAGAAUCUACUUGAAGGCCGAGCCAUUGGACGACGAGGUCAGCGGUGCUAUUGAGAGCGGAAAGAUUAACGCCAGAGACGACUUCAAGCAGAGAGCCAGAUUGAUGGCUGACGAGUACGGUUGGGAUGUCACCGACGCCAGAAAGAUCUGGUGUUUCGGUCCAGACGGUAACGGACCUAACGUUGUCGUUGACCAGACCAAGGCUGUUCAAUACUUGCUUGAAAUCAAGGAUCACGUUAACGCCGGUUUCCAAUGGGCUACCAAGGAGGGUCCAAUUGUUGGUGAGACCUUGAGAGGUGUCAGAUUCAACAUCAUGGAUGUUACUUUGCACGCCGAUGCUAUCCACAGAGGUGCUGGUCAAAUCAUGCCAACCAUGAGAAGAGCUACCUUUGCUGCUAUGCUUUUGGCUGAGCCAAGAAUCCAAGAGCCUGUCUUCUUGGUUGAGGUUCAAUGUCCAGAGAACGCUAUUGGUGGUAUCUACUCUGUUUUGAACAGAAAGAGAGGUCAAGUUAUCUCUGAGGAACAAAGACCAGGUACUCCAUUGUUCACUGUGAAGGCUUACUUGCCUGUCAAUGAGUCCUUCGGUUUCACUGGUGAUUUGAGACAAGCUACCGGUGGUCAAGCUUUCCCACAAAUGAUCUUCGACCACUGGGCAACCAUGAACGGUGACCCAACUGACAAGUCCACCAAGCCUGGUGAAAUUGUCCACAACACCAGAAAGAGAAGAGGUAUGAAGGAGGAUGUUCCAGGAUACGAGGAGUACUACGACAAGUUGUAA